Molecule: messenger RNA, 1326 nt
Organism: Gilbertella persicaria
Lineage: Eukaryota; Fungi; Mucoromycota; Mucoromycetes; Mucorales; Choanephoraceae
Exons: 4
Coding region: 1-1326 (441 amino acids)
Biological process (GO): COPI coating of Golgi vesicle
Molecular function (GO): GTPase activator activity
Source: RefSeq, a predicted model, not a curated record
AUGACCGCUUUACCUAAAGAACAAGUAGAAGCUACUUUUAAAAGCUUGUUGCAAAAGAAACAUAAUAAAGGUUGUUUUGAUUGUAAUGCCAGAGGUCCUACAUGGGCUUCUGUCCCAUUUGGUGUCUUCAUAUGCCAAGAAUGUGCUGCUAGCCAUCGAAAUCUCGGUGUACAUAUUAGUUUUGUCAAGUCUACAUUACUCGAUGCAUGGACACGCGAACAGUUAGAUCUGAUGAUGGCAGGAGGCAAUGCCCACGCACGCGAAGCCUUUGGUGGAGCUGCUUCUAUAUCGGACAUCAAGUCAAAGUAUACAAGCAGAAGUGCAAUUGCCUACAAGACAAAGUUGCAGAGAAAAACUCAGCAUUUAGAACAGUCAAAAGAAAGUAAUGAUUUGAUUAAUUUUGAUCAACAACAACAACAACAACAAUCAUUGAUUGAUAUGGAUGAAAAAGAAGCAGAAUUAAAUAACUCUUUUCAACAACCAACUGAUUUUGAUGAAUUAGACAUAUUUAAGCCUGUAUCACCAACAGCGACAGCAACAACAAAAGCAUCUGUCUUUGACGAUCUUCUUUCUUUUCCUGAUACAAAACCUAACGAUACCACUCAGCCCACGGCUGAUCUUUUAUCUUCACCUAGUUAUGACCCAUUAGAAGAAUUUAUGACUAAGCCAGCAACGAAUACAGCAGUAGACGAUUUCUUUGAUCAGCUUGAGAAACCUGCAACAAAAAAAAGAACCAUAAAGCCUCCUAAAAGCCAUCAUACAAAGCUAGGAGCACGUAGAGUACAGAAUAAUGUGUUUCAACAACAAGCAGAACUUGCUCUUAAAGAAGAAAAGAUGAGAGCAGAAGGAUUAGAUGAAGAAACAAUAGGUAGAAACAGUCGAAAUCAAGCAUUGAAAACAGAUAAUUCAGUCUUUAUACCUAAAUUACAAUCACCUACAUCAACACGCUUACAGUAUCAAUCGCCUCAGCCUAAAAAAGAAGAGGAAAAACUAAAUGAGAGAUUAGGCAUCAUGACACUUUCUUCUAAGUCCAAGAAAGAAGAGCAAGACGAUGAAGAUCAUUUUGCGAGAGAAAAGUUUGGUAAUGCAAAAGCAAUAUCCUCUGAUCAAUACUUUGGAAGAAAUGAAUAUGAUCCGCAGCAAUCUGCUGCUCAAUCAUCCCGUUUAGCUCAAUUUCAGGGCUCACAAAGUAUUUCUUCAGAUCAAUAUUUCGGUAGAAAACCACCAAAAUACACUUCUUCUUCUACACCUAUUUCUAAAAAGAUCAUUAAAGCAGCUAGUAAGGGUGCUACUAAGCUACAAAACAUAUUAGCUGACUUGGAGUAA